Messenger RNA from Acaulospora colombiana, 535 nucleotides. The record is from the annotation of a GenBank genome assembly. Lineage: Eukaryota; Fungi; Glomeromycota; Glomeromycetes; Diversisporales; Acaulosporaceae.
AUGGCUCGUGUGAUAACUCAAGGGGCUUCGAAAGCGACUGCAACGGUAAUGGAAAACGUUGAUAUGAAGCUGAAAUCUAAUCGAAAAUAUAGCUUGUCUGAAAUGCUUCACACAUUCACCACUUUCGAGGCGUGGCAGAUCAAAACCACCCGUGAUCCAUCGACAUUUUCUUCUACCAGUUGCGACGAUAAGACUGAAGAACAAGGUGAACAAAUUGAAAUCAAUCUUGUUGAUAUUAAGAAACGGUUGGAAAUGGAGCCAUUAAUUGAGUGGAAGAUGGAGGCAUUGGAGACGAAAUUAUCUUCAGCUCAGGAGGACUUGUCUAUGAAAGAAUCUGAGAUUGACGCCCUAAGGGCCAAAUUAUCUGCCUUGAAUUCUAUUCUAGUUUCGAAAAAUAGUGAAUUGGUGCAUAUGGAGAAUACAUUGGCUUCGAAAGAUGACGAAUUGAAACAAAUGAAAGAUGAUCUGGCCUUGAAAACUUCAGAGAUACACUCCUUAGAAUCCAAGUUAUUGUCAGUACCAAUCAAGAUCGGCG